UAAAUAACACACACAAUGAUGACAUAAAAAUGAACUGUUCGAAAGAAACUAAAUAUUCUAAAGAACCGAUUCGCAAAAAUGAGUCGAACUUCCCAUCACUGUAAUGUUCUUUAUUCGCCAGAUAAGGAUGUAGUAUCAAGUCUCCCGCUUCAGAUGUCACUUUACUUUAACAUGUGGUUCUUUCCUUUCUGGUGGAUCAGCGAGGUUGUGAUGCUACAACUAAAGUACCCAGCCCUUGCAGAUUAUUACAAGUUCAUCCUGAUCACAAUUCUUAUUUUAAUGACCCUGAUUGAGGCCAUCAGACUCUACCUGGGCAAUGUUGGAAAUCUGCAAGAGAAGGUUCCAGAAUUGGCUGGAUUUUGGCUUCUGACUCUUCUGCUCCAGUUUCCCCUGAUUCUGUUCCAGCUCUUCAAUGAGGCUAUUCUCAUUCAACCUCUGGAGAGAGGAGUUCAUAUAAUACUGGCCUUAUUUAUUUUUGCAGAGGCUCUUUUUGGAUUUGUUGCCUUGCGUGCAAUGGUCCGACACACUGAAAGUCGCUUCCAUUUGCGACAAUUUGAUGGGAUUCAGGAAUUAAGGACGUGACGAGACCUGCACUGAUGAACUAUAAAAAAACACUACAAAGAUUUAUUUGAAAAAUACAAAGACUUUAUCCAUUAUCAGUGGCGAACACUAGAGGACACAUCAGUCGUUGAGUUGAAUUGUUACUGUGGAUGUCUUGGUGCCUUCUUUUAUACAAACAAAUCUUGCCUUGUAUUAUAUUUUGUAUGUAAAAUAAACAUACAAAAAAAAAAAAAACAUUUACAGACAUAAGAUAAAAACAGAUUA
This is a messenger RNA of Sinocyclocheilus rhinocerous, 825 nucleotides long. Its product is annotated as transmembrane protein 17B-like. Gene Ontology annotation, biological process: non-motile cilium assembly. The record is from RefSeq and is a predicted model, not a curated record. The transcript is spliced from 4 exons. Lineage: Eukaryota; Metazoa; Chordata; Actinopteri; Cypriniformes; Cyprinidae. Gene Ontology annotation, cellular component: ciliary transition zone. Bases 79 to 582 code for a protein of 167 amino acids.